Messenger RNA from Knipowitschia caucasica, 1035 nucleotides. The record is from the annotation of a GenBank genome assembly. Lineage: Eukaryota; Metazoa; Chordata; Actinopteri; Gobiiformes; Gobiidae.
AUGAAGCACUACAGACAUCAGGGACAACAUGGAGCACUACAGACAUCAGGGACAACAUGGAACACUACAGACAUCAGGGACAACAUGGAGGACUACAGACAUCAGGGACAACAUGAAGCACUACAGACAUCAGGGACAACAUGGAGCACUACAGACAUCAGGGACAACAUGGAACACUACAGACAUCAGGGACAACAUGGAGGACUACAGACAUCAGGGACAACAUGGAGCACUACAGACAUCAGGGACAACAUGAAGCACUACAGACAUCAGGGACAACAUGGAGCACUACAGACAUCAGGGACAACAUGGAGCACUACAGACAUCAGGGACAACAUGGAGGACUACAGACAUCAGGGACAACAUGGAGGACUACAGACAUCAGGGACAACAUGGAGCACUACAGACAUCAGGGACAACAUGGAGGACUACAGACAUCAGGGACAACAUGGAGGACUACAGACAUCAGGGACAACAUGGAGGACUACAGACAUCAGGGACAACAUGAGGACUACAGACAUCAGGGACAAAAUGAGGACUACAGACAUCAGGGACAACAUGAAGCACUACAGACAUCAGGGACAACAUGGAACACUACAGACAUCAGGGACAACAUGGAGCACUACAGACAUCAGGGACAACAUGGAACACUACAGACAUCAGGGACAACAUGGAGGACUACAGACAUCAGGGACAACAUGGAGGACUACAGACAUCAGGGACAACAUGAGGACUACAGACAUCAGGGACAACAUGGAGCACUACAGACAUCAGGGACAACAUGAGGACUACAGACAUCAGGGACAACAUGGAGGACUACAGACAUCAGGGACAACAUGGAGCACUACAGACAUCAGGGACAACAUGGAGGACUACAGACAUCAGGGACAACAUGGAGGACUACAGACAUCAGGGACAACAUGGAGGACUACAGACAUCAGGGACAACAUGGAGCACUACAGACAUCAGGGACAACAUGAGGACUACAGACAUCAGGGACAACAUGGAGGACUACAGACAUCAGGGACAACAUGA